Molecule: messenger RNA, 1047 nt
Organism: Cadophora gregata
Lineage: Eukaryota; Fungi; Ascomycota; Leotiomycetes; Helotiales; Ploettnerulaceae
Exons: 4
Coding region: 1-1047 (348 amino acids)
Biological process (GO): transport
Molecular function (GO): transmembrane transporter activity
Source: RefSeq, a predicted model, not a curated record
AUGGCUGUGAAGCCUGGUCCGCGAGACGAACUAAAGAACGAUGGAAGUCCUGCUGCUAUUUCUCAAUCGAAAUAUGGAGGUCAGAAGAAAUGGGUCAAACGUUAUCGUACUGAGGUCGCGGCGUCAAUGUCGUCGAUUCUAAGUACUUUCGUUGCUUUCCCACUGGACUCAGUCAAGACACGAAUGCAGACCUAUAAGUACGAGAGUUUCACGGAUUGUGUCCGACACACAUACAAGACGGAGAGGUUCCGGGGAUUCUUCCGCGGCGUCACGGCGCCCAUGGCAAGUGUCACUCUUGUCCGUACGAUAUCAUUUUCCGUCUACCAAAGAUCAAAAUACACCUAUGCAGAAUGGUUCAAGCGAAAUUUCGGGGUCGAUCCCCUCGUGCAUGUGAAUACACCAGGCACAUAUCCAAAUCUAUCUACAAUUGCUUGUUUUGGAGCUGCAGGAGCGACGGCUGGGUCUUUCAUCACUCUGGUAGCAUGUCCUUUCGAGUUGACCAAACUCAGCGCCCAGGUCUCUGUUCUUAUGGCUGAUAGGAAAGUUUCGAGUGUUUCCGAACCAUCAACCGGAAGAGCUAUAGCUGCAAGCUACCAGAACAAAGGAACCUGGAAAACAGCGAAGAACAUCGUGAAGCAUCGAGGAUUCGCAGGGCUGUAUUCCGGGUUCAACCUCCAUCUCCUGAGGGAUACUCUAGGCACAGCGAUUUAUUUCAUGACAUACGAGAGCAGCAAGCAACUUCUUACAACUUACCGUGGUGAUAAGUCCCCAACCAAUCCUUUUGCUGUGGUAGUAGCCGGAGGGCUAUGUGGCGUUGCGUCCUGGGCGUUGAUAUACCCGAUUGAUUCCGCGAAGAGCAUCUACCAACGAAACUGUCUCACGCACUGCAGAGGCGAGAAAGUCAAGAAGGCACCGAAGAUACAGUUUUUCAACAAGAGGAUGUACCGCGGACUUGGCGUUUCGAUGGGACGAAGUUGCGUCGUGAAUUCGAUUUUCUUUUCUGCUUUUGAAUUUAUCAAGAAGCAGAUAAACUCCAUAGAGGACUAG